CAACAACAAAAUCAGCAACAACAACAACUCAGCAACAACAACAAAAUCAACAACAGCAGCAAAUCAAUAAUAACAAAUCAGUCAAUCAAUCAACAUGUCAAACCAAGCAGCAGCCAUCAAGAUUCUCAAGAGCACCACCUGGUUUUCCAAAUGCAGCAAUGAACUGAUCACAGCAUUGGCCGCCAAGCUGGAGCUACUGGAUGUCGGCGAAGGUCAUGUGUUUAUCUCGGAAGGUCUUCCCAUGGACAAGUCUAUGAUUCUCGAGUCGGGCAGUUUGUUCCGGACCAAGAUGCACGUGGUCGAUGAUCUGGUGGAGGAAGAAGGGGGGCACAACAAGCGUAGAGCUUCCUUGAGCCAGUCUUUGCGGAACAUGAAGGCGGCUGAAGUGAGCAGUACCAUUCAAGAAAAUGCCGUGGUGGUGGAUAUUGUGCAAGGUCAUGGACAUGUCACGGGACUGUUGCACAUUUUCUCGGAGGAUUCUUGUGCCUUUGCUACUGUUACCAGUAAAACACCCGCCAAAGUUUGGAUCAUGUCUGCCAAAGAUUUCCGAGAGAUUUUAAGUUCCAAUCCAGCGUUUAUGCUUGAUAUCAUGGGAAACAUGGCCACCGAACUACGAACAGGUGGCAAAUCCUUGCGAGCUGUCAUGAGUCAACUCCAUAGCAAGGGUCUGGGAGGUGAUGCUAAAGAGAAUGAAAAAGAAACCUUGCGAGUACUGUGUUAUGAUACAACCUCAUGGGUAUCGGAUGCCUUUCAGCCUGCUGUCAAGGCAUUUAAUGCAGAUCCCAAAAAUUCCUUUCAGAUGAUGGUGGACUUCACCACGGAACGAUUGGGGCCACAGAGUGCGACCUACUCAGCAGGAUACGAAGCGAUUUGCACCUUUGUCAAUGACACUGCCGAUGCUGGUACCAUCCAAACUCUGAGUCGUUUGGGGGUGAAUAUGAUUGCCCAACGAGCAGCUGGAUUUGAUCGUGUGGAUACCAAAGCAGCACGUGCUUAUGGUAUGACAGUGGCCAGAGUCCCCGCCUACAGUCCCUAUGCCGUGGCAGAGAUGGCCAUUGCAUUGCUCAUGGCAGUAAAUCGCAAAACCACCAAAGCCAGCAGUCGAGUCAAAAUGGCCAACUUUUCCCUGGAUGCUGGUCUCCUUGGAGUUGAUAUUCAUGGCAAGACCGUGGGUGUCAUGGGCACUGGAAAGAUUGGUCAAAUUCUUUGCAACAUCAUAUUGGGAUUUGGAGCCAAACUUAUCUGCUAUGAUGUCUUUCAAAAUGAAGCAGUCAAGCAGGCGGGUGGUGUUUACGUGACAAAGGACGAAAUUUUUGCCCAGAGCGACAUCUUAUUCUUUAUGAUGCCCCUGUUGCCGGCUACACGACAUACUCUCAACAUGGACACUUUGCCCAAACUGAAAAAGGGCGUGAUGCUCAUCAACACGUCACGUGGUGGUCUGGUCGAUACCAAGGCAUUGUUGCAGGGGCUGCGCACAGGUGUCAUUUCUGGUUGUGGAAUGGAUGUCUAUGAGAAUGAGCAAGAAUACUUCUUCCAAGAUUGGUCUGCCAAGAGCAUUCAAGAUCCAGAUUUAACCGCACUGUUGGGUGAACCCGGGGUGGUUAUGACAGCCCACCAGGCCUUCUUCACCAAGGAAGCCGUCGACAAAAUCACUCAGACGACUAUGGAGAACCUGAGAGACUUCAAACUGGGAAAGUGUGAAUUUGAUCACCCCAACAACUGCAUCCCCAAAGACGAUUGAUCGACAUGAUUUCCCAAUAGAUAUCUUGCCGCCUUUCCUGCUCUUGAGACCACAAUACAGUAGAGUGAUUAAUUUUUAAAAAGAGACCCAUGCAUGAA
Molecule: messenger RNA, 1839 nt
Organism: Seminavis robusta
Lineage: Eukaryota; Bacillariophyta; Bacillariophyceae; Naviculales; Naviculaceae
Source: the annotation of a GenBank genome assembly